UUCCAAUCUAGUUUCCCGCGAAUUUCCGUGCAGCUAUGGAAUCACUGCGAUGUUACGAAGAGGCCAAUUGAAAACCCUCGUUUUGAAGUUCACCAGUGUGCGAGAAUAUGAAGAACAAGGAGAAGAAGAGCGCAUACGAGUACUGCAUCGUCUGCAAACUAAGCCACGACCAAGGCCAGCGCCAUAAGUAUUUUCCCAACCACAAGAAAUCUCUUUCUACUUUUCUAUCUCGGCUCGAGUCCAAGCUGUCCGACGUUCGCUUUUUUCUCAAUACCCCUUCCCGCCUCCCGCCGGAGUACGCCUCUCGCAAUCGGUUUUGGUGCAUUUUCUGCGAAAUUGAAGUCGAUGAGAAUGAUAGUUCCUUCGCAUGUAGCAAUGCAAUUAAACACCUGGCCAGCGCGGAUCAUCUGAAGAAUUUGAAGCAUUUCUUAUGGAAGUAUGGUGGUGAUAUGGACCAUCUGGAUAAUUAUAGGAUUUUGGAAGCUGAUGUAGCUAAGUGGGAGAAGAAGUGCAAAACACAAAGUGAAGCUGCUUCAUCUAGCUUUGGACCUACAAAUGAUAUCCACAAUCGAGUCCAAUAUGGAAAUUGUGAUAAUUUAGGGAAUAAUAAUAUCCACUCUGUUGAAUCUUGUAUGCCAAUUAGUGCUUUGCCUUUACACAGUCAUACAAAUGAGUAUCAGGUAUCCAAUUCAUCCUAUUCAGGAUCAUCUGAUGUUUCAAAUUUUGUCUCGUUUCCACGUGAUACCACUGUUUCUUUGCAUGCCAGUUCAUAUUCUGGCGCACACGUGUGGAGUUCAAAGAAUGUAACAUUUAACAAGGACAACGAGCAUUGCCAUCAGAAUAGUGGUAGAACAUUCACUGCUAAUGGGCAUUUCAGUGGUCAGGGGAUGUACGAGAUGCGUCAGAAUGAUAAAACUGUGAAUGAAGAAAGCCAUUCUGAGGGUUUUCCGACCCUCACUCGGAUUUCUAAUACUGUUUCUGAAGUCUCUGGAGGAAAUGUUCAUUCUGGGAUGAUGCCUCCUUGGCUUGAAAACUCUGAAGAUAGUGGGUUUAAGUUAAAAACAGUGGUUGGUAGUGGUGUUUCUGCAAAGUCCAAGAAAUUGAACCCCAAACGGGUAGGAGCUGCAUGGGCAGAAAAAAGAAAGAUGGAACUGGAAAUGGAGAAGAGAGGAGAAAUUGUCCGAAGCAAUGGUGACGAGAAUUGGCUUCCUAAUUUUGGUAGAGUAUGGCAAUCUGGUAGCCGUAAAGAAUCUAGAAAGGAAUUUCAGAAGGAGAAAUCAAAAUUUCUGAUGGUUGAAAAUUCACCCGAAUCAAAAGUCAACAUACAGCCAUACAUAAGCAAACGGAUGCGAAGAAAUCAGGAAAAUGAUGAUGAUACUACCGAUCACGGGAGCGUAUAAAACAAUGAUUGAGAAUCACUGUGUAGGCACAUUCCUUAUCAAGUUCAGUUUGGAGACUGACUUCGGUAGGAGUUUGAUAGGAAACUUCAGAGUGUGGCUGGGAUUCCGCCUAUUCAUUAGUUUAUUGGCAAUUCGCACAAAUCUUUUGUAGUAAACAUGACUUCAAUUUUCUCAUGAUAUCAGUGGUAUUUGAGAACAUGAUUCUUUUAACCAAUAUAGCUUCAUCAACAUUGUACAAAUGAUGAAAUUAUGUUGGAUCACUCUGAGCAUUCACUAUUCCAUUUAAUUGCAAAUUAGUGUUUGAUCACACUGUUAAAGGCAUUGCUUCAUGUUUUCAACCCUUUUUGCACUUAUUCCAAAUAUCUGCUGCUAUCGAUUUUGUAAUCUGAAACAAGUAUAUUUCGUAAAUAUGUACCUCGACAGCCUUUUUGUUUUCUUCUGCAGUCCUGGUUGGGCAAGGCGGAUGUAAAUAUUGAUCUUAUGUAUGCAAGCCAGAAUACUAUAGUUUCCUCGUGUACUAUAUAAUUACUACUCUAGAACAUUUUCCCCCCAAACCAAUGAACCAAUUCCUGGUUGGUCAGGGCUUGAUCUACGCUGUAUAAUUACUGUUUCAUGAUCAUUAUACUAAACAAAUGAAAGAAAUUUGUUUUCUUAUGGCAGUUGCUGGAAUUUGAUUCUACAAAAUGUACGUGUUGCUUUACAGAGGCCAAGCAGCGGUUCCAUCCCUCCGACUCCAUCUUGUUCCAAUUGCAGUCAAGAAAGGUGCACAGGGACUGAUCGUACGCAUGUUUCUCUGUACCUUCGUCUCAGAAGAAAAAUAAUCUCAUUACUGGAUCAUAAUGCCUUUGUCAGGGCAGAAUCUAGUAGAAUUUAUCUCAUUUCUAAUCCUGAAAAUCCAGAGUUUCCCUCUGGAGGAAAUCAAGUUUUCAUCACAAAGGAACUCCCAAGAAUACCACUUCUCGAUCAUACGAUCUAUAUCGUGUAUAACUACAUCAGUGGUGUUCCCCUCUCUUGCUAUGAUAGCAGCACUGUAAAUUGUUGCCAUUCUUCCUGGUGCCUGAGGGGCAUCUCCUAUUGGUCCAUCUACAACCACCACAUCCCAUUUGACUUCAUAAACUUCUCUGGGAAGAUCUGUCAAGGCUAGUUGGCACUUGGAUAAAUUCUUGAGCCCCGAGUUCGGGGCACAUGCUUUAUUUUGUCUUGCAUGCUUUAACAACUUGUAAGCUUUUUCUGCGGGAUGCUUGUAAUCAACUUUGUAGAUUCGUGUGUGAUUUGAGCUGAUUUUGAAUGUGCUCAGCUUGUAGGGAUCGUCCUCUAGAAAAACAUUCUUACCACCAUCAUUGAUUGCCGAGAGGUUAAGGUACUGUGAUUCCAGCCCAAAGACAAGGAGAUUGCAGGGUGCCUUUUUGGCAAUCAGAUUUGAAAGAAGCUUGAAUUCCUUCUCUGAAAUGGCGACUUCAUUAGCAGAGGCUCUACUUUGGUUUAUUGAGAACCCAAAUAUUGGGCGUUGAAGCUUUGGAGGCAAUGCAAUUGCUAGAAGUGAAGAAGUAGAAGAGGUGGUAAGUGCAAUCCUAACAAGUCUGAGAAUGGAGAGACUAGACAGAACCAACACGAGAACAGGUAUGAUCUUUUUUCUUGUAAAAUUCAUGCUUUUGCUUCCUCUACUGUUUUUCAAGCUUAAUGAUGGGUAUGGCUGCUGUAAGGAUGGGACAGAGGGGGGAGAAAACAAGGAUUCCGAUGACACAAGUGGGUGGCAAUCCGCUAAAUCUGGAGGCAUUUUCUCUUACUGUUGUUGGCUUUCAGCCGCAUCACAGCCACCAUCUUAUUUUUAUUAAGAGGGACAGUGGACGGGUGUUGCUGGGUGCUAGUUGUUAUGCCUAAUCACCCACUUGAGUGUGGAAAAAGAAAUGCUUUUGCUUAUUCCCAAAGCAUUGCCUUUUUGUAUUUACCAGUCGGCUGUGCUACUUGUGCUGUGGUUACCACCUUGCAUUUGGGGGAUCAAAAGUGGCUACUGUGAAGCCUUGAAAUGAUAUAUAAAUUUCUAGUAGUUUGGUGUUUCAAUCAUUGUUUUCAGAUGGUGACUUGGGGUUUCAUCGAGACAUCUGUCAUCUUUUUGGCCCCGUUUGGUGGCCAUGAGUAGAGUUGAAGGUUGCUUUCCAGUGGUUGCUGGGUCAUUCCCUUCCAUUUUGACCUUCUCGAGCCUUGUUAUUUUCUUCUGUGUCUUCUUGUCUCAAAGGUUGAAAUACUUUGCCGUGCGUCACUCAAGGUGAAUUCAGACCCUCGGAAGGCUUCAAAUUGAUCUUCAUUUACUGAGUUCUGAUGCACAUUCUGUGUUAAAUGGCCAAUGAAUGGCUUAUGAGUCACUAUUGCUAUACUCUUCGCCAGACCCUGUAGGAAAGAAAAAACGAUCAGCGAUCGCGGGGACAGGAAGCCGAGGAAGAGGGCAAAGGAAAGGCCAAACCAACCUGAAAGUUUCAACUUGUAACUCUGUGAAAAAGAUAAUUUGCUCACAAUUUACACUCUGAAUUUAUCAACUGAUGAACAUAUUUACAUAUGCAUGAAUACAAAAGUUCAGGUUAGAUGCAGACUGCAGAGGGGAGAAAUUCCAGUUUAGUGGUCAUUUUCAAGAGAAGCUUCGUGGAAAGUACUGAAGCAAAAUAAUUAACAGUAAAGAGCUGUUUGAAAGGUGACUCAAAAUAGGGAAAAAACAUCAACUCUGAGCUUCUUCUUCUUCUUCUUCUUCUUCUUUUUUUUUUUUUUGUAUAUUAUAAAAAAAAGUCAUUGUAUGAAAACAGAGAAUCAGUUUCUUGCAAUUGAAACGCAGAUGUUGUACACGACCAAGUCUUCAAUCAAAUAAUGGUUAAUAUUUAA
This is a messenger RNA of Momordica charantia (bitter melon), 4271 nucleotides long. RefSeq names its product coiled coil protein. NCBI's taxonomy places the organism in Eukaryota, Viridiplantae, Streptophyta, Magnoliopsida, Cucurbitales, Cucurbitaceae. The record is from RefSeq and is a predicted model, not a curated record.